Messenger RNA from Solanum stenotomum, 3116 nucleotides. RefSeq names its product pentatricopeptide repeat-containing protein At3g48810. The record is from RefSeq and is a predicted model, not a curated record. Gene Ontology annotation, molecular function: protein binding. The transcript has 2 exons. Bases 270 to 2261 code for a protein of 663 amino acids. Lineage: Eukaryota; Viridiplantae; Streptophyta; Magnoliopsida; Solanales; Solanaceae.
CCCAGUUCCUCUUUGUCCAUAACGUAUUCGGGUCGUAAAGCUACCGUGUUCGGACCCUUAACGCCUUAACGGUCCCGGCGUUCCUCUACCUGCCGGAAAACUAUCAGCACGGAGUGCAACUCAGUAGUUUUCUCUCAAUUUUGUUUAUCCCGUGCACCGUAGGUAUAGUUUCUCUACCGGAAAACUCGUUGACAAUUUCUUUCUUUCUUCAAUACCCAGUUGCUACUUAAUUCUCUUUUGGGUUCUUUCUUUGUGUCUUUGAUUGUACUAUGUACUUGAAAGAAGGAUGUUCAUUGCUGUUGAAAGUCCACAAAAAGUCUCUUCCUUUAAUCCUCAACAAUGUAAACCCAAGUUCCAAUGUUGAUCAACUUAAUGGUGGUAAAACCCCCGUUGAGCUCAAGGAAUCUGAUGUAUUAAAGAGACUGAAAUAUGAAGAAAAUAUUUCAAAUGCUUUAGAGUAUUUCAAAUGGGUUGCUAAUUCAACAUUUUUCAAGCACACCCCUUUAACAUAUAAAUUAAUGAUGGAAAAACUUGGGCAGCAGCAGGAGAUGGAUACUGUUCAAUACCUCUUGCAACAGAUGAAAUUAGAAAGUAUUAGUUGUUCCGAAGAUAUAUUUAUCAGUGUGAUUGAUUCUUAUAGGAGAGGUAACGCGGCAGAGCAAGCAUUGAAGACAUUCUACAGGAUACAGGAUUUUGGGUGUAAGCCUACAGUUAGGAUAUAUAAUCAUCUCUUGGAUGCUUUGCUUAGUGAAAAUAGGUUUCACAUGAUUAAUCCUAUUUAUAGUAACAUGAAGAAAGAUGGGGUUGUUCCCAAUGUGUAUACUUAUAACAUUCUUUUGAAAGCAUUGUGCAAGAAUAAUAGAGUAGAUGGAGCUCUGAAGUUACUUAUGGAAAUGUCAAACAAGGGGUGUUCUCCUGAUGAAGUGAGCUAUACAACAAUUGUGUCUUCCUUGUGUAAGUUUGGUAAAGUAAAAGAAGCCAGAGAAGUAGCCAUGAGAUUCACUCCUACUGUUCCUGUUUAUAAUGCUCUGAUAAAUGGGCUUUGUAAGGUAUAUAAUACUAAGGAGGCAGUUGAUUUGUUGGAUGAGAUGGCUUGCAAGGGAGUUGAUCCUAAUGUUAUUACGUACACUACGAUAUUAAAUGCAUUUGCUGACCAAGGAAAUAUUGGCCUUUCUUUUGCUAUGCUGAGCAAGAUGUUUGUUAGUGGCUGUUCUCCAAAUAUUCAUUCGUUUACUUGUUUGAUUAAGGGAAAUUCAUUAUUGGGACAUUGGUAUGAAGCUCUUCAUGUGUGGGAUGGUAUGAUCAAAGAGGGAAUUUUGCCCAAUGUUGUAGCAUAUAAUGCACUUCUCCAUGGUCUGUGUUUGGCUGGUAAUAUGAAUAUGGCUCUGUCUGUUUAUAGUGCAAUGGAGACAAGUGGCUGCCUUCCAAAUUCUACAACCUACAGCACCCUCAUUGAUGGAUUUGCUAAAUCUGGAGAUGUAAUUAAAGCAUCUGAGAUAUGGAAUAGGAUGAUAAAUCAUGGUUGCCGUCCAAAUGUUGUUGUAUAUACAUGUAUGGUUGAUGUACUCUGCAGGAAUUUCAUGUUUGAACAAGCUUACAGCCUUCUAGAUGACAUGGUAAUAGAAAAUUGCCCACCAAAUACCAUUACUUUUAACACAUUUAUCAAAGGUUUGUGUUGUAGUGGUAGAAUUGAAUGGGCAGUGAUGCUAUAUAAUCAAAUGGAAAGAUUUGGUUGCUCAGGUAAUACUACCACAUAUAAUGAGUUGUUGGAUGGCUUAUUCAAAUGUAACAACCUUACGGUAGCACUUCAGCUUGUUAGGGAGAUGAAGGAAAAGAACAUUGAAUUUAAUUUAGUCACGUACAACACUAUAGCAUCUAGUCUCUGCGAUAUGGAGAUGCUUGAGGAAGCUGUAAAACUUGUGGCAAAAAUGCUGGUUAGGGGAAUUAGACCUGAUGUUCUCACCUUCAACAUACUUAUGAACGCGUACUGUAAGGGUGGUAAGGUUGAAUCUGCAAAACAACUUCUGAAUGCUAUGAGUCAAGUCGGCUUGCGUCCAUGUUUCAUAUCCUAUACCUGUCUAAUAGAUGGACUGUGCAGUUGGGUUGGUUUGGAAGCUGCAAUCUGUUGCCUCCAGAAGAUGAUAAAUGAUGGCAUUCCACCCAUGAUAUCGACAUGGAAUGUUCUAGUCCGUCAUUUGUUUAGCAAGAUUGGCUAUGGAAGUGCACUAGAAUAUCUAAAUAGUAUAUUGGCAGCAGACUGAAGGUGUGAACUUGCUUCAGCAGAUUGGAAUGAUGAAUACGCGUAAAAACCUUCAUUGUGGAUAUAAACGCAGUAGUUGCAGUGAAAGCAAUUUUAUGAUGGAGGGGUCCUUCUCCAGACCUGCAUUGACUAAGUGGCAUUAACAACUUGUUUAGGGAUAUAUGGCUAGUAAGAAUCCCUCAAAAAAAGUUGUUUAACAUCCUCUAAUCAUAAUAUUUUUGUUGUAUGUUUAUUUACUAGAUCUUGCAGGUAUUAAAUUGCUAAUUUUUGCUAGGAUAUUAUAAGCUUAAGCUGGUGAGUACAACCAAAAGGCAGAAUGGGUAUUUUAAACUAGUGUCUAGUGUCUACUCUGAAAAAUUAGACAGCUCUAGUUGCAGCAGUAAUGAUUUAUAAGGUCAUUAUGCUCUGCAGUCUCUAUAGUUUGGAAGAAGUUUCAUAAGAAACCCCUAUCAAGGGCAUCUCUUUGGGGUGUCCAAGGAUUGACACAGGUCAGAACCGGGAACCAGACAUAUGAAAUGGCGUCCAUAUUUUUGUAGAACUCCACUGAUCUUUUUGGCAUGAAUCUUUGCAAGAGGCAUUAUGCAUAGAGCGAGAAUGGGUAAUUUGCUGUAAACGAAGCUGGGUUUUGCUAGGAGAACAAAACAAGUCAGCGAUCGAAAAUCUCAGAUACAAAUUAAUCAUAGGUGUUGGCUUAUUCGGAAACACUAUUUUUUUUCUUUUGGACCCUUUUUCAGUUCUAUCAUGGGAUAUGUACCUUGAAUUUCUGUUCUUGAUUGACUAAAGAGAACGGGUGUAGUAAGUCUUUUUUUCUUUAUUUCUGUUACAAGCUAUCUACCUGGUUUGUGUUUCACCUUUA